UGAAACCACAACCUCUACGCUACCGGUGCAGCGCUUUACCAACUGAGCUAACAAGCCAAUUGGGAGCUGGUCAUUAUGAUGGUUCCAAAUAAACCUGUGAAGUGCUCUUCGGUAUCCUAAAGCAGCUUAUCCAGAAGUUGACAGUUCACCGGCCAUCACCAUGCUGCUCCUGCCUCUCUUGUCGUUUUUUCCUUCUUUGUUGAAGUUGAUGUGUGCCAUGCAAAACAGCGCUCUGUACCGAUAUCCGACAGGCACUGUUUCGUUCGGUAACUUUGAGCGCGAUCCCUUCUAUUACUUGUGGGUAGAGAAACUUUCAUCGUCCAUGGUGAAAGAUCAGUUGGACUGCACUUUUCUUUGUGUUCGUGAACCAAAUUGUUAUUCGUUUAACAUGGCUGCGUAUCCCGACUCCAAGGGUGUUUGUCUGUGUGAGCUGUUGGCCACAGACAAAUACAGAGAAACUGAAAAGUUUCAUGCAAAUGCAACCUUCCAUCAUUACAGAGCACGGUCUCCAUGUGAAAGCUUUCCCUGCAAGAACGGUGGUGUCUGUGUUCCUAAAUAUGAAAAGAACUCCUAUCAUUGUGAUUGUCAGUCUGGAUUCGAUGGAACUCACUGUAAACGUGAAGGAAAUCGAACCUGCAGUGACAUCAAACGCUUCUACCCUAGGACUCCAAGUGACUCUUACGUCAUCGAUCCUGAUGGAGAGGGCGGAGAGAAACCUUUUAAAGUCUUCUGUGACAUGACUAACAAGGGGGGGAUAGGAGUGACAGUUGUCAGUCACGAUAGUGAAAGCAGAAUGCUGGUGGAUGGAUUUGAUGUUCGUGGUAGUUAUUCGCGCAACGUUACUUAUAAUGAAGCCAGUCUAAUUCAGCUAGCAAGCUUAACAGCUUCAUCUGCUCACUGUGAGCAGUUUAUCAAAUACGAAUGCUAUCAUUCAAUGCUCCUUUACAACGGUGGCAUGUUCGGCUGGUGGGUAUCACGCGAUGACGAGAAGAUGAAGUACUGGGGUGGAGUCGACUCUGCUCCAUUCAAAUGUGCAUGUGGGUGGAACAACACGUGCGCGGACACCAGUUACGGCUGCAACUGCGAUAAAAACGAUUGGAAAUGGCGAGAGGACAGCGGUUUACUAACAAACAAGUCCAAGCUUCCUGUGAUUCAAAUGAGGUUUGGAGAUACCGGUCGCCUUAGCGAUGGCGAUGAAAAAGGAUAUCACACGCUUGGAAAACUGGAGUGUUAUGGAUUUAUCUACUGAGAAGUCACAAAGACAAUACGUUGAACAUCAAAAAGAUUGCUUGAUCACUGUACUCUCUUUGCAGAACUGAAUUAGAAUGGAGGUCCAUGAUAAUUCAGAGAAAUGUAAUGAAUUGGUAAUUCGAUUGUAAUGUAGUGAGAAAAAUGGAGAAAUUCAUAAUGUUUAGUUUAAAGUAUUUGCCCAAAAUUGUAACCGAAUGUCAUACUGAGUGUUGGACCGCUCAAGUGCUUUGGACCCAUUUAAGAAUGAAGUACAGGUCAUUAACUUUAAAUACUUGCUAUAGUGAUAAUUGUAUAUCAAAAUUCAUUUGGUUUUGAUUAAUUAACAUUGCUCUUUUACCGCGUUUGAGAAUUCCAAGAGACGUGAAAGCAGUUGCCUGCAGUAAAAAACCUGCCAUCGUUUUUACAAAAGUAAUGUAUGCUUCCAAUUCGUCGAUAUAUAUAUGAAGUAAUUUGAUGAUGACACGAUUUGUUUACCAUAGAAAAGUGGAGAUGACCAAGCUGGAAGUUAUUCUGUCGAGAAAAUCUUAAAUAAAAGAUCCAAAGGA
Pocillopora verrucosa is the source of this 1796-nucleotide messenger RNA. RefSeq names its product contactin-associated protein-like 2. The record is from RefSeq and is a predicted model, not a curated record. Lineage: Eukaryota; Metazoa; Cnidaria; Anthozoa; Scleractinia; Pocilloporidae. Gene Ontology annotation, molecular function: extracellular matrix structural constituent.